CACUGUGGCCGGGGUCCACACACGAUGCGAUAACGCUGAGCAGCAAAUGCUGAACCGUGAUUUGGUACCUUGGCCUUGAUUGUCGAUAUUCCUUCUGCACCAAAUCUAAAAUCUCUCGCUAUAACAUGCUAAGCGUGUUGAUCGUGCACGCAAUGUCAAAUGCGGAGACCGUGUGCAAGAUUUCGGAGACAUAAUCCUUCCGUGUGCUGUUACGUUUGGCAUGGGGAGAAGGCAUCAGGCGUGAGGAAGGGGCUGUAAGUCAUCGAGAAGCCUUCCUGGACCUUUGGGAGAAUAAUGACUGAGAGCUCCUUCCAUAUGUUGUCAGCACAGACGGCCAUAGAGAGGGACAUCCCUCCGCUCCCGUUCGCCGUAGACGACUACUGGCAGCAAGUCAAACAGCAGCCUUGCGACCAGUUCGCCGUCUUGUGGGCCAUCCGCUGGCUCCUCCACAUCGGGACCGAGUCGAAUCUCGCACGCCAAUGGGCAGAAGUCCAGAUCAUGAGCGAUCCCUGGUACUUGGAAGAGGCUAUGGACCAAUUGGGCUCCUUCGCCUUGGAAGCGGACGAGCGCGACCGCCUCGACGACCCCCACGUCUUCAGUAACUCCGGUCUAGUCACUGUGCUCAUGACUCCAGUGGAUGAGGACGUGCAGAUUCUCCCCAGCGAACCACUUCUGGGCCGAGUCCGAUCUCCAACCCGCCGAGAUGCGCGAGAAGAACGCUGCCCUUUGGGCUAUCCGGUGGCCGGUCCACGUAGACGACCAGGCCAAAGCAAAGUACGACGAGAUCAGCGCCCAGAUCGCCAACAGCACGUUAAAACCAGCACGAGCUCGCACAGCAGAUGGAGUCCCUUGGUCGAGAUGCGCUCGCAGAGCUGGAAUGCCUUGAUCCGCUCCCCUUCGAGAGCUCGUACCUGCUAAGCGCGCUGAUGACCGAGAUGGAUGACGAGGUCGAUGUGCUUUCCAAGCAGACGCACAAGUUGUGGAUGGACCCGAGCACGGCCAUAUCUAUGGUCGAGGGCAAGAUUGUCGGCGUAAGCAUAGAUGCUCUGAUCAGCCACAUGGUAGCGAUGGGCUUAGCAGAGAAGGAGGAACGGAUGGAUACAACCAACUAAGGCUAGAGCAGCAUCCGAACAGGGCGAUGGCAUGGCACGGAACGACACAUUAUCUUAGCUAGACAAGUACUUGGCGCAGCAAGGGACUAAUAUAGUGGUCGUAUGGAGGCCAGGAUUAGCAGCAG
Molecule: messenger RNA, 1237 nt
Organism: Paraphaeosphaeria sporulosa
Lineage: Eukaryota; Fungi; Ascomycota; Dothideomycetes; Pleosporales; Didymosphaeriaceae
Exons: 2
Coding region: 295-918 (207 amino acids)
Source: RefSeq, a predicted model, not a curated record